This is a messenger RNA of Chiloscyllium plagiosum (whitespotted bambooshark), 1365 nucleotides long. The record is from RefSeq and is a predicted model, not a curated record. NCBI's taxonomy places the organism in Eukaryota, Metazoa, Chordata, Chondrichthyes, Orectolobiformes, Hemiscylliidae.
UCCUGUUUCAGUCCGUUCUCAGCAUCAGUGGGACUGGACGAGAGACCCUACUGUUGGAGUGCACUGUGUGUGGAGCCUGAAACAGUUAUAAGGCCUGGGAAGAGGAAUUCACGGAGGGGAGCAGCUCUACAUGUGUUGUGUGCGGCUGAAGCUUUGGCCAUGGAGAAACCCGAGGAAUCCUGCCCCAUGGAGAAACCGUGGAAGUGUGGCGACUGUGGGAAAGGCUUCCGUUUCCCAUCUGCUUUGGCGAUUCAUCGUCGCAGUCACACCGGGGAAAGGCCAUUCCCCUGCACAGAGUGCGGGAAGGCCUUCAGCAAUUCCUCCAACCUGGUGAGGCACCGGCGGGUCCACACCAGGGAGAGGCCCUUCAGCUGCCCUGAGUGUGGGAAGGCCUUCAGCUAUUGCUCUGACCUGUUGAGGCACCGGCGGGUCCACACAGGGGAGCGGCCCUUCAGGUGCUCCGCAUGCGGGAAGGGGUUUACCCAGGCCUCCACCCUGUUGGCCCACCGUCAGGUCCACACUGGGGAGAGGCUGUUCCUCUGCACCGAGUGCGGGAAGGGCUUCAGCAAUUCCUUCGCCCUGCUGACCCAUCAGCGGGUCCACACGGGGGAGAGGCCAUUCCCCUGCACAGAGUGCAGGAAGGCCUUCAACAGCUCCUCCAACAGGCUGAAGCACCAGCGGGUCCACACAGGGGAGAGGCCGUUCACCUGCUAUCAGUGCGGGAAGAGCUUUAGCCGCUCCUCCCACCUGCGGAGACACCAGAGAGUUCACAUGCCAUCGCAGGGGGUUUAAAGCAGUGACGGCUGAGUGCCUUUAUCGCUUGGACUAUCAACCCAGUUCCGGGAGCUGCCAUGGCAGAUGGCGGAAUUGGAAUUCGGUUAGAUUCUGAACUCCAGAUUUCUAACAAUCAAACAAUUGUCAGGGAUGGGAGGGGGAACCCCCAUCUGAUUUACUCACAACCUUCUAAGGGAAGGAAACUGCUGAUGUGAGAACGGAUUCACUCACUUGUCCCAGUGCAUCCUUUACCCGGGCAGGCUUACACGUGACUCCAGACCCACAGCAGUCUGGUUGACUAUUCUGCACUCCUUUUCCCCUCCCCACCCCAACUCCAGCCGAUUAGGGGGGAGAAACCUACUUGGAGACAAGGUAUGGGUUUAAAUUGGUGCAUGAGGCAAUACUUCUUCUAGUUCAUGGUUAUACCAAGGAUCCAAUUACAAAAGGACAACUCUGUGCUGACAAAUAGUAAAGAAAGUGGGGGUGAGGGGGCGGGGGGAGAAGUGUGUGUGCUUUGACCUUGAGCUGUUUUAAAAAAAAAAGAUACUUUUUCUACACCUUUUUGCUGGGGGGAUCUGAAGCUGUAACAAA